AGUGUCGCUUCCAUCGAAAGCGUUAUCGUAUGAUAUUCAACGUGGAAGUUUAUACUUCAACUUGAUUUUUAAAAUGGCUUUUGCACUUUAAUUUCACCUUUCCAGAAAAGUUAAUCCAACUAAAAAGUGUGUGACCUAGCUACUUCAGCCCCUUAUUCAGAAUAGAAAAGAAAAUUACAGGUAUACCUCGUCUGACGUCGGUAAUUGGUUCCAGGAGAGGCAACCUAUGUCUAGUGGAACAUCAUGUCUUCUUUCCUUAUCCCUGUUUGUUCUUCUGUUUGCUGCUAUGCAAGUAUACAGAGCGCAUCUUGUUUCUAGCCAAUUCAUGACCAUUGUUGGUGGUUAUUUGGGAUCUUUGUUGUUUAUAUUGCUGCUGACUGCUGUUGGUAAUCUUGAAACAAGUUUGUUUGGGAAAACAUUUCAAACUAAACUGUUUCCUGAAGUUGUCAUUUCCAUGGUAAUUGCAAUGGCAGCAUCAGCUUUUGUACAUAGAGUGUGUAUCACAACAUGCUUCUUAUUUUCAAUUCUGGCAUUAUAUUAUCUCAACAAAAUUUCCAUCAAGGAAUAUGGACAACCUCAGCCAACUACUGUCACUUUUGUGGCAUCAGGAAAAGGAAAGAAAAAGUAAUAUGUACUGAUCCAUUAAAAAUAAAUAAAAUCUAUUUUCCUUAAAA
Molecule: messenger RNA, 674 nt
Organism: Centruroides sculpturatus (bark scorpion)
Lineage: Eukaryota; Metazoa; Arthropoda; Arachnida; Scorpiones; Buthidae
Product: protein KRTCAP2 homolog
Exons: 6
Coding region: 227-628 (133 amino acids)
Source: RefSeq, a predicted model, not a curated record